AUGUGUGCAUAGGAGUACUACUUAGUCCUACAUAAGUUUCGUUACUCGUUAAUAACUCCAUUUAACGAUUUAUCGCCGAUUUUACGUGACGGUGGGUGUCGCCGGGCGAUGACGUCACGACGUAUUCCACUGACAGCGGUUACGCCUGAUCAUUAAAAUCUGCCCUUAAAAAGAGCGCAGAUAAAUGUUGUUUAUUUUUGUCUGUUUGAGACCCAUAAAAACAGCCGUGCGGUCCACCCGCUUGAAUAUUAGAAGAGGAGAGAGCUCAGGGGCAGAUCGGCGUGGCAUCUGCCCGGUCCAGGCAGUGUUUUUCCCCAGUCUACAUACGACGGGUCUUGGUCCAUCUCUCCCCCGCUCUUCCUGCAGCCGAACCGGUGGAUACUUGCACCCAGAGCUGCGAUUUGACCCUGAUCCCCGCGGACGGUAUCGAUCGGGCAACCGGCGGAUGUUGAACCCAAAUCUCAUAAUGGAACCAAUGUUUAGCAUGUAAAUCCAACAUCCUUGAAGUUUCGGAUCAGUCUUUCUGUUUUCACACUUACAAGCACAAUGUCAAGUAGAAGGAAGUCCACGACCCCCUGCAUGGUGCUUCCAUCAGAUGUCGUAGAGCAGGAUCCAGAUAUGGAGGCCCUGGAAGGAAAUGAUGGAGCUGAGAGUAUGGCAGACGCUCCUACAGAGGGAGCAGUAGUUCCCAUGGAAACAGAGACAGAAUACGAAGGAUGCCAUUUCUCCGACGAGGACUGUCGCUCUUCAGGAAAACGCUCAGGUCAAACGUCACUGGAGCAGCCUGUCUCUGAUCUGACCGCUGAGGGUGGUUUUGUGCAGACAGAGAUGGAAGACAGCGAUGAUACCUCAGUUACUGGCAUCUCUCUCAGCAAGACUCCCAUAAUGAAACUGAAAAGCAAGUCUGAACCCAAGAGAAUAGCCAUGUCUCUUAAAGGCACUAGUGAAAGUGAAACACUGCCUGAAAGUGAGAUGGAACUUGAGCCGUUGGAAGAGUCCGUGAUAGGCUCCUCCAUGGUAGCAGAGAUGGUGAGCCCAUUGCUCACAGAGUCCGCUAAACCCAGUGUUCUUGUCAAUAUUUCAAAUCCUGUGGUAGCUGAACAGAAGAAAGUGAUUAUGAACCCUGCCAUGGUCCUUCCCGCUGGCCUUGCCCAGGUACUUUCCGCCUUGCAGGCCCAGCAGACCGCCCAGGCCCAACUCCUCAUACCCGUUAGCAGUAUUCCCACCUACAAUGCUGCCAUGGACAGCAACGUGCUCCUCAUCAACACCUACAAGAAGUUCCCGUACCCCUCACUAUCUGAGAUCAUGGGACUGGCUGCCCAGACCAAGUUCACAGAGGAGCAGAUAAAGAUCUGGUUUUCUGCCCAGCGUUUGAAGCACGGCGUCAGCUGGACUCCAGAGGAGGUCGAGGAAGCCCGGAGGAAGCAGUUCAACGGCACGGUUCACACGAUGCCCCAGACUAUCACGGUCAUCCCAGCCCAUCAUCUGUCUACCACCAACGGCCUGCAGUCUAUUCUUCAGACCUGCCAGAUCGUGGGCCAACCAGGUUUGGUUUUCACGCAGGUUGGCACAGCAAACAGCCUCCCGGUCACCACGCCAAUAACCUUGACUGUAGCAGGGAUGCCCAAUCAGAGCCAGACACCCAAGAUUGCUACCAACCAGGCCAGUCCCGCCCUCAGUGAAACAAAGCGAGCGACCACCAUUCAGCCCCCGUCACUGACCCCUCAAGAGAACUCCGCUCUCAGUGCUGACCACUUUGGCCUGCGCCCUAAAAAAUCGAAGGAACAGCUGGCGGAAUUGAAAGUGAGCUAUUUGAAGAAUCAAUUUGCAUCCGAUGCUGAGAUAGCUAGGCUAAUGAAGCUAACUAACCUCACCAAAGGAGAGAUUAAAAAGUGGUUCAGCGACACCAGAUACAACCAGCGCAACUCUAAGAACAACCAUGCCUUCCUUUCAAGUGAUCAUCCCAGGAGCAAUAGCAGUGCCACCAUCGUCAUCGAUUCCAGCGACGAAACGCCACAAUCCCCGACGCCGUCGCCCGUCAAGGAGAAGGAAACGCGGGCUAAGACCUGGAACACGUUCCCAGAUUUCACUCUGCAGAAGUUUAAAGAAAAGACACCAGAACAGUUGGUGGUCUUAGAGGAAAGCUUUCAGAAAUGUGACACACCGAGUGAUGAAGAGCUAAGCAGACUACGAGCUGAGACCAAGCUUACCAGACGAGAGAUUGACGCUUGGUUCACAGAAAAGAGAAAGACCCCAGCGGCCGAUUCCUCGGAGGGAAAACCAGAUGGUGAAACGGCCCAGAAAAAAGGCAGCCAGACUCCACCAGGAGGGAAAAGACUGUGCAAAGAGAAGGUUAGUAAGAAAACCCCAGAGCAGCUUCAUGUUCUAAAAACCGCUUUCGUUCGCACCCAAUGGCCCUCCGCUGAAGAAUACGACCAGCUGGCCGAGGAGAGCGGGCUGCCUCGCUCCUAUAUAGUCAACUGGUUUGGCGACACGCGCUACGCCUGGAAGAACGGCAACUUGAAGUGGUAUUUCUACUAUCAGAGCGGAAACGUGAAUGGCAACAAGAAUAGAAAACGGAGGAUUCGAAAUCGUGGCUGGGGGAGGUCCCGUAGUAGAAAACAGAAGAAGCACACGGAAACUGAGAAGUUGUUACCGAUAAGGUUCAAGUCGGGAAGAGAUAUUCUGAAGGAAUAUUACUUAAAGCACAAAUUCUUGAACGAACAGGACUUGGAUGAGCUUGUUGCAAAGUCUAACAUGAGCUACGAGCAGGUGAGAGAGUGGUUUGCAGAGAUUCUUCGGAAGGAGGAAAUGGGUACCAACCCGUUUGAAGAUAAAAUAGGAAAUGAAGAGGACGAGUCACAGGGUGAGAAUGACACGGCUGUUGAGGAGCAAGGACCUUCUGCCAUGGGAGAUGAAGAUGGCGAUGAUGAUGAUGACGACACGGAUGACAGUGAUUCCUGGGAGCCGCCACAAAGUGUUCGGAAAGCGUUGUCGGUAUCUGAGGAUCAGUAAUCUUGAUUUGGAGCGAUGGUCCUUUCGAAUGGACCCUGACUGUGCAUCUUUCAUGAACACAUGCCCUCUUCCACUGCAUUCGUUCUGCCUAGAUUUGACGUAGUUUAUGGUUUGAAGUGGUUUGAAGCUUGUUUUCAUGUGGAGAACCGGCUUUGGUUAAAUUGUGCAUCAGCCCUCGAAUCGUCUUGAAACCAAUUGAACUUUUCUUUACCAGAAUUGAUCUGCACCUUUAACCGUGCACGUGCAAAGACAUCCUAUUCAAAGCCUUCAUGUUGGAUUAGAUAUGAUUUUUGGGGGGAUUUUUGUUCUUUGGAGUCAUUUGGAGAACCCAGAGUGCCAAAGGAAUCAAAUUGAAUGUUAUGGCUCUCUGCAAAAUAGACUGAAUGUGGAAUUGGGGAAUAUAUAUGCUUGAAUAUAUUCAUAUUCAAUAUAUCAUUUAUUCAUUCUCACGUCAUUGUGGAACACAAAAUAAUAUAUUUUGAGAAAUGUCUCAGUGGUUUUGUGUUUAUACAGUGGAAGUCGAUGCAAAAAACCUUUUGCGUUCUGCAGAAGAAAGAAAGUGAAUGUGACAUGAGAGUGAAUUAAUGGCUGAACUAUCGACACAUAAGGCACUUUGUCAACCGCCAUCAAGUUUGGCGUGUAAAAACCAGCCACCUCAUUCGUGUUGCAUUUAGAGGGGUGAGAUAAAAAAUCAUCCCAUCAAAUUUCCAAAUGCAAUGACACGGAAGUGUUUUUAAAUCUCAUUCCCAAUGGUUUUAUUCUGCAGUGCUUUUAAUCAACACUUACUCUUAACACAUGAGAAUGGAUCUAAGAUACAGCACAGCACAUCUAACAGAAGGUUAUGUAGUCCAUCCUGACUGCCAUUAUGUGGGUCAUCAUAAAAAAAAACUAGAACUAAUAAUCAUGUGGGGAAGUUUAUUUUAGGGGACUGUCAUGCUUGUAAUAAACAUGACUAUUUUACAACUUAACAUGUUUUUCAAGUGGACUGUUUUAAAGUAUUUUUUUAAUAUUCAGUGGGAACAUGGACAAUUCCUGUCCUGUUCUUUUUUUUUAUUUUGCUGUUUGAGAGAGAUGUUUGUCCCUCAGAUUUCUUCAACAAACAUUGUGCUGUCAAAGAUGGUCGUAAGCUUGGACGAAACAAAGACUUUGAUAUGCUUGACAUUUUAAAGAAUUGUGUUAAUAAAACGUUGUAUUCUUUUAAUUCUUGGGUGUUACACGGUCUGGCUUUGCUGCAUAAUUUGUUUCUUCUGAAAAGUUAUUUUUUAUUAUUGAAAAUGUGUGGAACUGAAUGAAAUGAAUAAUUGAUGAAUAAUUACCAUGUGAGUAUAAUUAGAUUUUUUAUAUUUGCGCAUGAACACACAGCACUAUUUCUGGUACUUUAAAAUUGCACCCCUUCGUUUGACAUUUAAUACCUUUAUUUUAUUUGCAUGUGUCAGACAUUGAGACGAAUGAUGGAGAAAGUGUUCCGCUUGUACAUAUACCUUUAUAUUCUACCAGUAGUUGAAAGCGUUUUUUUAAGUUUGUAUUUAUAGUAAUGAUAAACUUCACCCUUACGGGAGUUGCUUGUAUUGCGAUUAUUCUGGAAUUAUUGUGUGAUAUGAGACCGGUAUUUCAUAGAUUUUCCAGAGCUUGUUUUCAUGUCCCAGAUUUCUUAUUUUUCUUUUAUUUGACUUGCUUGCAACCCUCUGAACUUAUUCCCUGUGAAUACUGUAGUGUGUUAUAGGCCAGAGGUUAAAGCAGCCUCUGUAAACAUGGUAAGUACUGUUUCAAGCAAAUUAGCACAGAAUGUGUCCUGUUUACUGUUAUUGACGGAUUCUUUCAUAUUUUCAAGAGUUUGAACAUCUUCUGGGAUCUUGCUUGAGCGUGUUUAGUGCCGAAUCAAACUACAAUUGUACAUUGUGCUUCCUUCUGCUGUCUCUAAUAACAUUAAACUGCAGUGUGUUUUUAAAUGAUUUAUCAUGUUAGUCUGGCUGUUACUAGGCUCUGUAAAACUGAUUUUACACGCACAGAUCAUAAUGCCGAUCUGGAACCGUCAUGAAUUUGAAACUCUUGACGAGCCUUAAAGUGGUGGCCAAAGCUUUAUUUUCCAGAGCCAUAGAUCUUGUGCAAUGCUUUUUAUUUAAUUGAACUGUUUUAAUAGGCUUUUGCUUGAUUUAGACUAAAUAUAUAUAUAUUUUCUACUUGUUUGAUGACGACACAAUAAAUUUGGAUGA
Triplophysa rosa is the source of this 5228-nucleotide messenger RNA. RefSeq names its product zinc fingers and homeoboxes protein 1-like. Bases 547 to 3015 code for a protein of 822 amino acids. The record is from RefSeq and is a predicted model, not a curated record. Gene Ontology annotation, cellular component: nucleus. The transcript has 3 exons. Lineage: Eukaryota; Metazoa; Chordata; Actinopteri; Cypriniformes; Nemacheilidae. Gene Ontology annotation, biological process: regulation of transcription by RNA polymerase II. Gene Ontology annotation, molecular function: DNA binding; DNA-binding transcription factor activity, RNA polymerase II-specific.